Molecule: messenger RNA, 1377 nt
Organism: Didymodactylos carnosus
Lineage: Eukaryota; Metazoa; Rotifera; Eurotatoria; Philodinida; Philodinidae
Source: the annotation of a GenBank genome assembly
AUGCAUGAAGUAUCAUUAUACGGCAUUUUUAUCAUAAUGAUUCACGUUGCAAGCAUAACCAAAAUUCAACAACGACCAAAUAUCAUUAUGGUAUUAGCUGAUGAUUUGGGUUAUUGUGAAGUGGAACCUUAUCCUUGUCGAGUGCCACAAGGGCACAAUCAACCUCCCAUUUCAACACCAAACUUGGUCAGAUUUGCCGCAGAAGGUUUGAAAUUUACUAACAGUUACGCGGGUGCUCCGGUAUGUGCCCCAUCGAGAUGUACCUUAAUGACUGGAAAGCAUUCUGGACAUGCAACAGUGAGAAGCAAUAAAGGUUUCAAUGGUGGUGAUUGGCCAUUGCAACCGAAUGAUAUAACUGCUGCCGAUGUUCUAAAAUCUGUAGGGUAUUAUACAGCCAUUGUUGGAAAAUGGGGUUUAGGCGACCUUGGUACAACUGGUUGGAUGAGAAAGCAUGGUUUCGAUUAUUUUUACGGUAUAAGCAAUCAGGCACAAGCUCAUAAUUAUUAUCCGAAUUUUGUAAUGGAGAAUGAGAUUCAAAUACCGUUGCCGUUAAAUCAAGAUGCUUCACGAAUAAAAUGUAUGAGUCGACCAUCAACAUGUAAUUACAGUCACGAUUUAUUCACUAAUCAAGCAUUUGAAUUAAUUAAAAAUCGAACUAGAGAUCAUCCAGGGCAGCCAUUUUUCUUAUAUUUAGCUUGGACAUUGCCUCACGCGGGUGGAUGGAGAGGAUUCGUUCAGGCGAACCUUUCCUAUUUAGACAGAGAUUUUGGACGAUUAAUGACAUUACUGCUCGAACUAGAAAUUGAUCACAACACAUUGGUAUGGUUUGCGUCAGAUAAUGGCGCUCAUAACGAAGGUGGUCACUCGUAUACAUUUUUUAAUAGUUCAGGACCACUCAGAGGUUACAAACGAUCGUUGUAUGAGGGAGGAAUUCGUACACCUCAAAUCAUUCGAUGGCCAAAUAUGAUCAGCCCGAACACACAAACAAAUUUCAUUACAACAUUCGCCGAUUUUCUUCCUACUGUAGCUGAAUCAGGUGGUGUACAACUGUUACCGAGGGAUAUCGAUGGUAUUUCAAUUGUUCCAACAUUAUUAAACAAUAGCUUUGUGCAGCAUGUACACAAUUAUAUUUAUUUUGAGUUUUGUACGAAUCAUGAAUGGGGCAAUGCUGUUCGUUAUAAACAAUGGAAGCAAGUUCGUUUUAGUGUAAAUAAACCUUAUCAGUUGUUUGAUCUAGACAAUGACAUUGGAGAAAAAUAUGAUUUAUCUCUACAGUAUCCAAAACUUGUUAACCAACUCGUCAUAUUUGCUAAAAGAGCUCAUACGAAUUCCAUACCAUUUCCAAUUCAAAAUUGUGUAGAGAGUAUCUUACAUUAA